Molecule: messenger RNA, 1785 nt
Organism: Saccostrea echinata
Lineage: Eukaryota; Metazoa; Mollusca; Bivalvia; Ostreida; Ostreidae
Product: tRNA-splicing endonuclease subunit Sen54-like
Exons: 9
Coding region: 38-1726 (562 amino acids)
Biological process (GO): tRNA-type intron splice site recognition and cleavage
Cellular component (GO): tRNA-intron endonuclease complex
Source: RefSeq, a predicted model, not a curated record
GUUUAUGUGAUAUUAAGAAACCGUGGAUGUAUGAAAGAUGGAAUCCCGGGAAAACAAGCAAGAGCAAAAUACUGGACCUAUUUUGUGUUAUGAUAAAGUCCUAUGUGAUGAAGAACUUUUCAAGCACAGGAAGCCGACAGACAAGACUGUACCCCAGCGGGGAGGGGACAAGGAUUUCUCACCUGAUGAUUCCUGGCUCCAGGCCAAAAGACUGGAGAAGUUUUAUGAAGAAAGAAGAGCUGUAUUAGCAGAACCUAGAGUAGAAAGAGUUGGGAGUCUUGUCACUGGGGAAUGGAAUCCACAAUUGCAGCUUGUGGAACUACAUAAGGAAAUGGGUAAAUUUUGGUCCUGUAUGGGAUUCUCAGACAAAAGCAGGAAAUGGCUGUACCCAGAGGAGGCCUUGUUUUUGAUGGAAACGAAUACUUUAGAAGUCUGGUAUAAAGGAUUACCUGUUAGCAUUCAACAAGCAUACACAGAAUUUCUGAAAAAUUUCAAAUUUGAGGAAUACUUAGUCUAUGCUCAUCUUAGACGGAUUGGAUAUGUGGUGCUUCGUCACCAGGGGAGGUUGUUGAGUACAAAGUAUGAAAGGAAGAUUAAGCUGGACAAGCACAUUAACCUUAAAAAAAGAAGGAACGCUCAGGUCACAUCAGUGAAAGAUGAAGAGUCAGCAGAUACACCACAGAAAAAAGUCAGAGUCUCUGAUAAUGAGGAAUUUUCUGAAAAUUCAAAGGUGCAAACGUUGGAAAUUCCUAGUACUUGUGUGCACAUGGAGGACCAUAUGUCUGAUUCAAAGUCAAAUAAUCUGGAGAACAAACACAUAGAUACAAAGGGUAGACAUGAUGAUUUGACAGUAUCAGUCAAAGAAAACGAUAAAAUUAACUUUGAAACAACUGGGGUAGGUCAAGUUCAACACAAUUUUGAGGAAAGCCUUGGCUACAAUAGGAAAGAUGUCAAUACUGGGGGAAAAGAUGAAGAAUGUAAAGCAACCAGAUACAGUGUGUGGAAUUUUGAGGAAAUAAAGUUCCCUGAUAUUAGUGAUAUUGACAAUUUUGCUAAUCUUCAGCUCAAGGAUAUUCCACAGAGAUUUCUGCCUGAAGGAAUUCCUCCAUUGUCUAGGCUUAAGGUUAAUGCAGAACAAUUUGUAAAGCAGAAAAAACAAUCACAGAAAUUUCUAAAUUCUAAGGGAAAAUUUGGACAGGAAUUAGAUUAUUUUGACUUGAAUUUUUCAUGUGAUGUGGUUCAACCUGUCAAGAAAGUAUCUGCAUCUAACUGGAGAGAGUACAAGGAGAAAAUGCUGGAAUCGAUGAAGGGAGAGAACUUCAUUUCUCCAGUGGAACAUCUCUGGAAGGAUGAAGUAACCCCCCUUGUAAGACCAGAAGAUGCUCAGAACACAAUUGCAGUGUUGGAAAAGCUCAAAGUGAUUCAAACAUGGGAUGGAAACUCAGUUUCUACAAGGAACACUGAGGCAAACCAGGAUUUGCCCAGAGUAUCAUAUGAUGUGUACAAGCCUGAUGCAAAGUUUAGGAAGUCCAACCCUGGAAUCCCUGAUCACAGAAUCUGUGUUGUAGGAAGUGAAGAAGACCCUCCAUCCUUGUCAACUUUGAUGUCUUUCUAUGGUUAUUUUGAUGAUGAGGUUCCUCUUCAUUGGGCAGUUGCAGAUGAAGGAGAAAUUGCGUUUUACUCUUUUGGGCAAAUUUCCCUUCCAACACAAGUGUUCAUGGGCUAAGAUGAAAUGAUAUGAUCUUCUUUUUUGAAACUAAGAUCAAAAUAAAUUACCAAGAAUGA